AUGCUUGAGAUUGGCCCUGGUUUUUUGCCGCCUUAUUUUCGGGAGGAAUCGCCUUUGGGUGACCUUGCUUUGAUUGCCGUGGAACCCCGCGAUGAGGGGUUCGUCGCCUCGGUGCCAAUCUUUCUGCUGGACCGGCUCGGUGACAAACCUGAUGUAUCUCUGCAGGUAGCUUGCGACGCUUACGGCAAGACCAUUGGGGCCAUGCGGGAAGUGAUGGCCGAUAUUGACCAACUGAAGAGAAAGCGCAUUCCCAUUCCUGCUCGUAAAAUGUGGGAGCUGGGGGACGCCGUAGUCGCUUUGAGCUCAAAGUUGGAGGAGGACUCCAUGGAGGUGGAAGGCCUCAACGACCACCUCGUCCGUGACCUUGGGAUAAACGGCAAGCGUAUGGGCACCAUCGUCACCUUUCGCCGCCAUCUUCCGGACAAGGAGCUUAUCCCGGAGAAUCUGGGCUGGAGCCAGUGCGAGAAGCAAGCUCGCAAAGUGGCCGAGGAACUCAAGGCCGGCCAGUUCGUUUUUGGCUGA
This is a messenger RNA of Geodia barretti, 522 nucleotides long. Lineage: Eukaryota; Metazoa; Porifera; Demospongiae; Tetractinellida; Geodiidae. The record is from the annotation of a GenBank genome assembly.